This is a messenger RNA of Prunus armeniaca (apricot), 1644 nucleotides long. The record is from the annotation of a GenBank genome assembly. NCBI's taxonomy places the organism in Eukaryota, Viridiplantae, Streptophyta, Magnoliopsida, Rosales, Rosaceae.
AUGGCUGGGCCAUCAGUAGAGUCUGGGUCAGAGACAUAUAGGGAGAUGCAGAAGAAGUAUAAAGUGUUAGAGGCAAGUGUUGAUCGGGUUCUAGCUUUGGCACAUACACCGGAGGUGGGCUCGAGCAAUCAGACAUCACCAUCAGGGUCUGUGGGUAUAGCCGUGGCUUCAGCUUCAGAGGGGGUGGACAUCCGGGUUGGUGUCCCGUUGGCGAAGCGGAAUACGCUUACAGAAGUAAAGUUGACUGAGCUUCAGACAGAUUAUAGUGUGCCACCCUAUGUGGGCCUGAGGUUACCCAGUGUUGCGGAUGUAGUGAGAUAUCCUCUGGAGGGUACAGAUGAUGUUGCCAAGUUGGGGUAUGCGCCGGGGCAAUACAAUCCCAACUUUUGGCUGCUUCUGCAUGGAGUUUAUAUUGCUUUGUGGUUGGUUGGGUUGGGGGAGCCAACAUUUGAGCAGUUUAUGUACCUAUAUUCGAUCUCCAAGCAACAUGGAACCUUUGGCUGGGUACAAGCCAAUUGCCGAAAGGCAAAGGAGAGAGGUUAUUUUAUUGGGCAUAAGCCGAGUACGCAGAAGUCUUGGCGGAACAGAUGGUGCUUAGCCUAUGGUGAUUGGGAGUGUCCUCCAGGGAAAAUCGUCUCCAGACAUAUUCCAACCCAUUUCCAGUCUAUAGGUUCGGUGAAGUGGGGACUGAUCUCCAAGGAGCGAGAAGACGAGGUUGAGAGAGUGAGGUCACUGUUGUCGGAGACCCAGCGUGAGCGCAAAAACCUAGUCACCCAGAAGAACCUGUACGAGUCCGGACUCUUGCAAGGGAUGGCAGGUAUCAUAAGGGGAAGCACGAAGGUGGCUGGGAAGCGUCCCAGAGAUGAUGAAGGCCUGGUUGCCGAUGUGCUGGGAAAGAAGAGAGCGCUGGAGGAAGCUCACCUGAGCGUGAUGGGGACAGGGCCGAGGCUUCCUCCCUUUUACCCGCAGGCGCCGCUGAAGCUCCCCUUUGGUAUGAAUGAUGUUUACGCCGAGGGGGUGGAGAAGGUGGACUUCUCUGGGCUACGUCGGCAGAGGAAGGAGGUGAACCUGGCCAUGCAUCAGCAGAAGGUUCCUUUGGUGAACGUCUUCUUGGAAGGCGUGAAGAGUGACCCAGAGGUUCUGGCGAGGACCCCGGCUACCUCCUAUGCAGAUCGAGCCCAGAAGACUUUCCUUACCCAGGCCUAUGCUUAUGAUGAGAUGUACGUGAAUAUGGCCAAGGCAGAUAAGGAGAUUCAGAGGCUAAAGAGACGUAAUGAGAUGGCCAAGGAUAAGGUAGCGGAGGCACAAGAGGCCAUCCAAGAGAAGAACACCCUGGUGCUACAGAAAGCGGCGAUGGCCGAGGAGAUGGAAGAGCUUAAGCGGUCGAGGGCCGAGGAGGUAGCUGCUGCCCGAGCUGAAGCGAUCGAGUCAUUUCGGGGCUCGGAGGAGCUGAUGAGCUACAUCAUGGAUCAGAUGGUGGCGAUGCAGCUGCAUUGGGAGGAGAGGGUGGCGAUGUUCAACCCUUCGGUGGAGAUUAACUUUGACACAAGUGGCGAGCCUCUUUCAUCUAGUCCCACUACUGAUGCCGUUCUAGAGCCAAAGCCAGAGCCAGCCACCACGGACACUCCAUCUAUCGAGUCUUGA